AUGGCUGGGUGCUCUUCAGAACUCGAUCAGUCUCGGAACGACAGGCGGAUCAAUGAUCUGCCCGACAGCGUUUGGCGCAAGGAGAGCAAGGAGGAAGCCAGUUGCUGGGCCUCACCGGAGGAAUGCUUGGUGGAAGCGCGUGGUGAUGCAAGCCGCCAAGGUCUGGGCAUCGGAUUUCCAGAAUGUGCGCGGUGGCACCGAAAUACCUGGAGGGAUACGGAGCACUGA
This is a messenger RNA of Penicillium brevicompactum, 228 nucleotides long. RefSeq lists its product as uncharacterized. The transcript has a single exon. The record is from RefSeq and is a predicted model, not a curated record. The coding region runs from base 1 to 228 and encodes 75 amino acids. Lineage: Eukaryota; Fungi; Ascomycota; Eurotiomycetes; Eurotiales; Aspergillaceae.